Molecule: messenger RNA, 2115 nt
Organism: Closterium sp. Naga37s-1
Lineage: Eukaryota; Viridiplantae; Streptophyta; Zygnematophyceae; Desmidiales; Closteriaceae
Source: the annotation of a GenBank genome assembly
AUGGCCGCUCGAGUUCCCGCGACGCAAGUCAUUGGGGUGCUCCUCAUGGCGCUGCUGCUGCGGCCACAAUGCUCCCUUGCCCAAGGCGAGUCCUCGCACCACUCGAUUAAAGGCGUGGCGCUCAUGAGGGGCGCGUCAGGGGAGCUGGCCCCGCAGAGUGCAACAAUAGCGGCUGCCACGUCAUCACAAACGAACACCUUCGAUCCUGCAAUGGCGGACGCCGUGGCGACGGAGGCGGCGGCGGCGGCGAAGCGGUCGCGCGCGCCGCUGCGAUACAGUCGCAAGGAGGUGAUUUCGUCGUUCAACAAGGCGGCGCACCUCUUGCGACUCUCCGCGAAUAGCUUGACGCAAACGUCCCCGCAUUUCUCUCGCCUGUUCACGGCAAUGCAAGCCUCCCGCAACGCGGUGGCGCUGGUGGAGAUGGGAAAGCGGAAGUACAACCUCGCAGAACCCCAAAUGCUCAACGGCAUUCUCCUCGUGAAGCAGGAGAUUCCCAAGAUCGAGUCUGCGCAGCUGGCUGUGGAGCUGGGUUCUAGGAGGCUGUUGGCGACAGGCGAGCCGCUUACCUCUAGGUUCGAACCGCGUAGGUCGCGGACCGUUAGUCCGAGGCGCACACAAUUGGCGACCCGAGCAGCCGUGGACACGUCACCUCCUUCCACCGGCCUCCGCGGGAGCAGCAGCAGCAACCGCCGGUCACGUGGCAUCCCCACUGGUGGGAAUGGCGCCGCGAUUUCCAAUAACGGGUCGGCCACGCGAUUCGCGCCAGGAGCGCCGUUGAAGCGACCGUUGGAGCGGCCGAGAGACAGAGUCUUCGAGGAAGACCCGGCGGAAGAAGCCGCCGCUGCGCGCCGCGCGAUCGGCGCGCCGCUGUACAACGCGCAGGGACUCUCGAAAUUCUACUCGAAGCGACCGUUAGAAGUAGUCGGUCGAGCGCUGCGCGUCACGACAGCGCUCGGCUCGGUCGCCAUCUCGGUCCUGAUCGACCGGCAGCGCGGCCAGCUAGACGCCAACAUGCCGCGCCGAGCCUCACAGCUUCGGCGCGCGCUGACGAGCCUGGGCCCCACGUUCGUGAAGCUAGGUCAGGCGCUCUCCACCCGCCCGGACCUGUGCCCGCCAGCGUAUUUGGACGAGCUGGCGCUGCUGCAGGACGCGUUGCCGACGUUCCCCGAUGCAGAGGCGUUUGCGUGCAUAGAGGGCGAGCUGGGUCGACAGAUGGAAACCAUGUUCGAGUCCAUCAGCCCGUCUCCCAUCGCCGCUGCUAGCCUUGGCCAGGUGUACAAGGCGCGUCUCAUUGGAGGAACCGAAGUGGCAGUGAAGGUGCAGCGCCCGGGCAUCACAACAGCCAUCGGGCUGGACUUUCUGCUCAUCAGGGGGCUGUGCUCGCUGGUGGAUAAAUACGUUGAUUCUCUUACGACCAGUUCUGUGGCGCUUCUAGACGAGUUUGCAGACAGGGUGUAUCAGGAGCUAAACUACGUGCAAGAGGCCCGCAACGCCCGGCGUUUUCGGCAGCUGUACGGCAAUCAGAAUGGGGUGUAUGUGCCGCAGAUCGUGUGGCGCAACACAUCGUGCCGAGUGCUGUGCAUGGAGUGGGUGGAUGGGGUGAAGCUGAGUGAUGCAGCGAGCAUGAGGCGGAACAACCUUGAUGUGAUUGACCUCGUGGACAUCGGCAUUCAGUGCUCCCUCAGGCAGUUGCUAGAGUUCGGUUACUUCCAUGCGGACCCCCAUCCCGGCAACCUGCUUGCCAUGUCUGACGGCCGUCUGGCCUUCCUUGACUUUGGCAUGAUGAGUGAGACGCCCCCUCGAGCCCGAUUCGCCAUCAUAGGUCACGUGGUGCAUCUGGUGAACCGGGACUAUGAGGCCAUGGCUCGCGAUUAUUAUGAGCUCGACUUCCUAGACCCCUCGGUGGACGUGGCGCCUAUAGUGCCGGCUUUAAGAGGCUUCUUUGAUGACGUGCUGCAGGCGACUGUCAGCGAGCUCAACUUUAAGACCAUAGUGGAUGGGCUGGGAGCAGUGCUCUAUCAGUACCCCUUCAAUGUCCCGGCCUACUACGCACUCAUCCUCCGCUCCCUCACGGUGCUGGAAGGCCUGGCACUCUACUCCGACCCCAACUUCAAG